Messenger RNA from Nelumbo nucifera (sacred lotus), 1366 nucleotides. RefSeq lists its product as uncharacterized. The record is from RefSeq and is a predicted model, not a curated record. Lineage: Eukaryota; Viridiplantae; Streptophyta; Magnoliopsida; Proteales; Nelumbonaceae.
AAAGGGUAGAAAAGCUGUCAAUUUAAUUUCUCCUUCCUUUUAUAAACAAAGAAAAACAUACUCCAAGAUCCAAAGCAUACACACCAGCAAAUACAAGAAGAGGAAGAAGAAGAAGAAGAAGAAUGAAAGGAAGAGAAAAUAAAACAGCUCCUCCGGCUGACCUCUUAGUCUGCUUCCCUUCUCGAGCCCAUCUAACCCUCAUGCCCAAGCCCAUUUGCAGUCCUGCACGGCCCACUGAAUCUUCCAAGCGCCGCCACCACCACCACCACCACCUCACCAGGUCUAACAGAGGUGGUCAGGCAAGCCCCCUCUUGUGGGCCAAAAACAAACAGCAGGCUGGCACGGAGAUCGCAGAACCUACAUCCCCCAAAGUCACCUGCGCCGGACAGAUCAAAGUCAGGCCCAAGUCGAGUUCCAAGAACUGGCAGUCAGUCAUGGAAGAGAUCGAGAGGCUCCACAACAGUAGAAAACAGAAGAAGAAACCCACUUGGUUAGAGACACUUGGAUUCAAGAAAGACAUAAUGCAAUUCUUGACUUGUUUACGGAGCCUUCGAUUUGAUUUGCGGUGCUUUGGUUCCUUUCAUGGGUCUGAUGUCACUUCUGACGAGGAAGAAGAUGAAGAAGAGGAGGAAGAAGAUCAAGAAAACCAGGUAAGCACGCAGAGAAGUGAUGGUAGUGGUGCUUCAAGAACCAUCUUUUCCAAGUGGUUUAUGGUAUUACAAGAAAAUCAGAACAAUACGUUCAGUAAAGAAGAGAAAUGCGGAGAAGAACGAGACCUGUCUUGUGACGAAGGAUCAGUGGCCGCUCCUUCUGCUCCUCCUCCCAAUGCUCUCUUGCUCAUGCGUUGUAGGUCAGCACCCGCAAAAGGUUGGCUAGAGGCCAAACAACGAGAGCAAGAAGAAGAACAAGAUACAGUAAAGAAAGAAAAUUUGGCGUUAGAAGAAGAGAGGAAGAAAGAGAGCUUGGUAUUGAUGAGCUACGCUCCUGAUUUCUUCAAGAUAUCUCCUGAUAUUGCCAAGGAGACUUGGGUUGUUGGUAGGAUGAGAGAUCCAUUAUCGAGGAGUCGAAGUUGGAAAAGAUAAUCGUGAUUAUCAUGGUGAAUAAAUUCCUUUUCUUUAAAUUGCAUUUUAUUUUAUUUUAUUUUUUUAAAUGUUGAUGUUAGUUGUUUUUUUUCCUCUGUCCUUUUCCUUUUUCGGAACAUGUUCAUCUCUCCGUCGAGAACCCAACAGCAGCUUCUAGCUAGUUAAUUCGACGUACAUAUAUAUAUAUAUGUACAGAUUUUCUUUUCUUUAUGGAAUUGUAUUUGUUGAAGCUGGAUUUCGAGAAGAUUAUUGAUAGAAUUAUCGAAAUGAUUAUAGUUUUGUAC